CGCGGCGCUGGCGCCGGGCAGCAGCGGGUCGGAGGUGCCGCUGUAAUGAGGUGCCGCUGCCCGAGCUCCUGAGCCGCGCCCCGCUCUCGCCCGGCUCCGCCAUGGGCUUCCCCGAGAGAAAGAUAAAGUUUCCCGCUCGGCGCGUGCCCGCACCGGGAAGCCUCGCUGUGUAACCUCUUCCCCUCACCUCGCCCCCGUGUAGGCGCAACAUGGUGCUGAGCGCGGACCAGGUGGCCCUCAUCGGGCAGGUGUUCGAGUCCUACGUGCUGGAGCACCACAGGGACGACAUCCUGGGCAUCCUGAGGGAGGCGGACGACCAGGCGCACUACCCCGUCGUCGUCGAUGCCUUGACGCUCUUUGAGACCAACAUGGAGAUCGGGGAGUAUUUCAACGCCUUCCCCAGCGAGGUGCUCCCGAUCUUCGACAGCGCGCUGCGCCGGGCUGCCCUGGCAGCGCUGCAGGACACCGCGGACCCAGCACAGCUCAGCCUGAAGCAGAACCUCCACGCCAGGGUCUCGGGUUUGCCUGUUUGCCCAGAGCUGACUCGAGAGCACAUUCCUAAAACCAAGGAUGUUGGUCACUUUUUGUCUGUUACUGGGACUGUCAUACGUACCAGCUCGGUGAAAGUUUUGGAGUUUGAACGGAGUUACAUCUGCAACAAGUGCAAGCACGUGUUUGCUGUCAAGGCUGACUUUGAACAGUACUAUGCAUUCUGUCGUCCAUCAGCCUGUCUUAAUGAAGAAGGCUGCAACUCAAUCAAGUUCACUUGUCUCUCUGGAACAGCCUCUUCUCCUACCUGCUGCAGAGACUAUCAAGAAAUCAAAAUUCAGGAACAGGUUCAAAGGCUGUCUGUUGGAAGCAUCCCUCGUUGCAUGGUGGUUGUUCUGGAAGAUGACUUGGUGGACAGUUGCAAGUCUGGAGAUGAUAUCACAGUGUAUGGCGUGGUAAUGCAGAGGUGGAAACCUUUCCAUGAGGGUUCACGCUGUGACUUGGAGAUUGUUUUGAAAGCCAACUACGUUAAAGUGAACAAUGAGCAGCUAGCAGGGGUUGUAAUUGAUGAAGAAGUUCGCAGGGAAUUUGAAGACUUCUGGGAAAGGCAUAGGAAUGAUCCCUUAGCAGGGAGGAAUGAAAUUUUGGCUAGCUUAUGUCCUCAAGUUUUUGGCUUGUACCUGGUGAAGCUGGCUGUAGCCAUGGUGCUUGCUGGUGGUGUACAGAGAACAGAUGCUACUGGAACUCGAAUCAGAGGUGAAUCGCAUCUUUUGUUGGUUGGAGAUCCAGGUACAGGGAAAUCUCAGUUCCUGAAGUAUGCAGUAAAGAUCAUGCCACGCUCCGUGCUUACUGCAGGAAUUGGAUCUACAAGUGCAGGUAUGUGCUUCUUCACCUGGAAAGGUUUAUUUUCUCACUCAAAUAUGUUUAUAUAGAAGCCUUCUACAUAUUAUGAACAUAUGUGCUCAGGUUGUAUGAGCACAGCUGAAGCAGAGAACUACUGUGGAGGCAUAUGAGGCCUGAUAUAACUCUGCAGAAGGGCAGUCCUGCCCUUCAGCUGUAUCCGUGGAGGACUGGAAUGAGCUUCUAACAGGGAACCUUCCAGGCCUCAUCCAGAGGCACCUCUCAAUGCUUUACUUGCAGAGGGUGAUCUGGACCUGUAUUUUUAGUGCUUUCCAGUAUGACAAAUACGACAUCUUUCCAGAGCUCACACUGUGUGAUGGGCUAGCAUCCUGACCAGAUAUCUCCUUUCUUCUGUUCUUUCAUAAGUUCUGUCUGGAUGCAGUUGAAUUUCUGUUUGCUUUCCGGAAAUUCACCCCUGUGUUGAGGAAUUAUUUCUUACUCGUAAAGAUGAUUUCAAGGUGGUUUCAGAGAGCUAGUGGGUUUUUUUCUUCUUUGUUUUUUUUUCUUUCUCCUUUUUGUUAAAUUUAAGUAUGUCCCAGUUGGCUCUGAAUGCCAGGCAUUUUUACAAACUCUUCUGGGGACAAUGUGCAGAGUCAGAUUACCUCUGCCAGUGGCUUUAUUUGAACAAAUGAAUAUAUUACUUGUACGUUCAAAAUCACAAAAUAAUUAGGGUCAAAUCCCAGUGUCUCAACUAGCAUGUGUAAAUUGAAUACUUCUCAAAUAGUGCUGCUUUUCAUUUUAUGCCUGGGAAACAGCAUUAUUUAUACAUGGGACAACCAGAGAAUAAAUCCUUCCCAGUUCCAUAGCUGUGUGUAUACUGGGUCUUCUGUAGCAGUGGAACUGGAAUGUGAUGUCGAACAUAAACCCACUUGUGUGCAGGGAACUUGUUAUGAAACAUAUAUGCCUCUAAUUUUCCAUUUAAACUGUUGACAAAUAGGUCUGGAGAGAAGCCAGAGAGAAAAUUUUGGCUCAGCAUAACCUUUUCUCAAGUCUUUUUUUUCCGUGUU
Molecule: messenger RNA, 2396 nt
Organism: Pipra filicauda (Wire-tailed manakin)
Lineage: Eukaryota; Metazoa; Chordata; Aves; Passeriformes; Pipridae
Product: DNA helicase MCM9-like
Exons: 6
Coding region: 210-1421 (403 amino acids)
Biological process (GO): double-strand break repair via homologous recombination
Cellular component (GO): nucleus; MCM complex
Molecular function (GO): ATP binding; single-stranded DNA helicase activity; single-stranded DNA binding
Source: RefSeq, a predicted model, not a curated record